AUGCCUACUCAUACUGGUCCAGGUACCAGUAAGGUGCAACAGGAGGACCGGCGCAGUAUCACCGACUUGACCAUCUCCGUCAGCUUUUCAAAACCUUCAGUGUCCGCACAAGCAUCAAGAUGGAGGAGUACAGAGUUCAGAUUCUACGCUGUGGCCUUUGCCCUAGUGGUCCCCAUGAUGGUGUACAUCCCGAUGCGCUAUAGCUCGCAAACCAACCUCAAUUAUAUGUUGUAUGCUUGGAGGCUGUCCCCGGGCUGGAUAUUCGGAUGGAAAGUCGACAAUAGCGACCAUCAAUACCAUACUUUCCGCUCGGGUCUACCUUCCCUCGUCCUCCUCGCUGCCCUCCACUUGGCCUCGUCCAGUCUCGCAAGGCGAUUCAGCUCGACCUCAGAAACAAAAAUCAGAAUAGGCGCAGGUCUCUCCAUUGGUAUUCUGUUCAUCUUACAUGGUCUAUCCACUAUAAAGAUCCUCAUCAUCUUAGCUGGAAACUAUGCAGCUGCCAAGUGGACAAAGCCUGAGACUUUGGACAAGUUCUGGCCAGGGAUGGUCGUCGUAGGCAACAUGGGAAUCUUGUUCUUGAAUGAGAGAUUUGAGGGAUACCCACUUGCCCGUAUACAUCCAGCUCUGACCUGGCUCGAUCAAGUCUCUGGCGUCUUACCACGGUGGCAUAUCAACUUCAAUAUCACCAUGUUGCGAUUGGUGUCGUUCAGCCUAGACUACCAUUGGAGGCGACAGGCCAAUACGACAACGACGCCACCGAUGGACUACCGUAGUCGAGUGACUUCGUUACUGGAAGACGAUGCGUACAGCCCGGCAGGAUAUCUUGCGUAUUGUCUUUACCCUCCGCUAUACAUCGCUGGUCCAAUUAUGACCUUUAAUGACUUUAUCUGGCAGCAACGUCAACCCGUCACCAUCACACCUCGAGAAAAGCUCUCCUAUGCAAUUCGCUUUGCGUCCUGUCUCUUGACCAUGGAAUUGAUACUCCACACAAUGUACGUCGUGGCUAUCAAAGACUCGUCAGCGUGGAAUGGAGCUGGACCAGCUCAAUUGUGCAUGAUUGGAUUUUGGAAUCUCGUUGUGGUGUGGCUCAAGCUCCUCAUUCCCUGGCGGUUCUUCCGCCUUUGGGCCCUGCUGGACGGUAUAGAUCCGCCCGAAAACAUGAUUCGAUGCGUGGCUAAUAAUUACUCGACACUUGGGUUCUGGCGAUCCUGGCAUAGAUCCUACAACCUAUGGAUCGUGAGGUAUAUCUACGUUCCCCUCGGUGGAUCUCGAAACGUUAUUCCCUCGACACUCCUAGUCUUCACCUUCGUCGCUUUGUGGCAUGACCUCAGCUUCAAGCUAUUGGCAUGGGGGUGGCUAGUCAGCUUAUUCAUUUUACCGGAACUGCUUGGAAGACGACUAGUCUCCUCCAAACAAUAUGGCGAUCGAUGGUGGUAUCGUCACGUAGCGGCUCUAGGAGGAGUCUGUAACAUUCUCAUGAUGAUGUCGGCCAAUUUGGUUGGCUUCGUUCUGGGCCUAGAGGGACUGAGGCACUUGUUGACGGAGCUGGCGACUCCGGCAGGGAUCAUCUUUACCAUCUUUGCAUCGUGCUGCCUCUUCAUUGCGGUGCAAGUCAUGUUCGAAUACAGGGAGGAAGAGUUGAGGAAAGGUAUAGAUAGGAAAUGCUGA
Messenger RNA from Kockovaella imperatae, 1668 nucleotides. RefSeq names its product MBOAT, membrane-bound O-acyltransferase family-domain-containing protein. The transcript has 6 exons. NCBI's taxonomy places the organism in Eukaryota, Fungi, Basidiomycota, Tremellomycetes, Tremellales, Cuniculitremaceae. Gene Ontology annotation, cellular component: endoplasmic reticulum. Bases 1 to 1668 code for a protein of 555 amino acids. The record is from RefSeq and is a predicted model, not a curated record. Gene Ontology annotation, biological process: GPI anchor biosynthetic process.